This is a messenger RNA of Encephalitozoon cuniculi GB-M1, 666 nucleotides long. RefSeq lists its product as uncharacterized. Gene Ontology annotation, molecular function: polynucleotide 5'-phosphatase activity. Bases 1 to 666 code for a protein of 221 amino acids. NCBI's taxonomy places the organism in Eukaryota, Fungi, Microsporidia, Unikaryonidae. The transcript has a single exon. The record is from RefSeq and is marked provisional.
AUGGAGGCUCUCUUGAAGAUAUUGAAAGGGCCUGUGCGAGACCAUGCGGAAUAUCUAAGAAGAUUUAUCUUGGACUUUAAGAACGAGAGGAAGGAGCUGGAGAUAAGGCUGGGGAAGAUAGUUAGCAAGGAGGAUGGAAGCAGAAUGAAGGUUGACACUGUGGCGCCCAUUGUGUUUAGAAACAUUCCUGUGGACUACAGGUUUGAGAGUGCGGUUGAUCCUGGAGAUUUUAAAGUCCUUAAGAAGCAGUUUUCUUUUUGCAAGGGCGAGAGCACGAACGAUGUGGUUAUAAUCAACGAGGAUGGCCGGGAGACAUAUGAGAACGACGAGCUGAAGAAGGUUGAGAAGAAAACGAGGUCUCAGAAGCUCGACAUAUACAUUCCCGGAAAAAGAUAUGACGUGAGGCUUGUUCUGAACGAGGAGAAUGAAAUGUUUAAGCGUCCCAGCAAGAAGAAGGCCAUCGUGAAAAGGGUCAGGCGUAGGGAAACGUACUUUAUAGAGCCCUAUGGGUUUGACUUUACGGAGGUCGUUCUUUCCGGGGAAAAAGACGAGAAGGAGAAAAGAAAGUUUGAGAUUGAGGUGGAGGUGUUCAAUUCUGAGAAGCUGGUGUCCAAUGACUUUAUUUCUUUGAUAUAUAACUUUAAUGUUGAUCUAGCUAUACAAUAA